AUGCGUCCGAUCUCCAGAGCUAUCCUCCGGCCGUACGUCUGCCAGUCCUGCCGCCAUGGCAUUGGCGCCGGUAGACGGCGAUUUGGGUCUAAAUCCGACUCCCCUGACAUCUACGACGUGGUUUGCGUUGGAGGCGGGCCCGCGGGCCUAGGGUUAUUGGCCGCACUCCGCGCAUCACCCAUUACAUCAAAGCUCCGAGUUGCCCUCGUCGAGACCCAGGAUCUCGCCAAGGCCAAAGCUUGGGAUCUUGAACCAACCCAGUUCUCCAACAGAGUCAGCAGCCUGACCCCAUCAUCUGUGUCAUUCCUGCGCAAGAUUGGCGCAUACGACCACCUCGAUGUCAAUCGCGUUCAGGACUACCAAGAGAUGCAGGUGUGGGACGGCCAAACCGGGUCCCGAAUAUCGUUUGACUGGUCCAUGGAGACCUCCCCAUUCGAAGACAUGCGCACCGUAGCAACAAUGACCGAAAACGCAAACCUGGUGCGCGCUCUCCUCCGCCGAAUCGCCGACUCAGGAGACGAGAAUUUCUCUCUCUUCUCAAACUCCACAGUCGCCUCCAUUGACAACGGCUCCGACCUCAACCCCGAAGGCCCCGACCUCUCUGCCUGGCCAGUCCUCUCCAUCAAGCCCACAGGCCCAGCUGCGGAAUCUGCGACCCCCAAGCGCAUCGCUGCCCGUCUUCUCGUUGGCGCAGAUGGAAUCAACAGCCCCGUCCGCUCUUUUGCAGACAUUCAAACCCACGGCUGGGACUACGGCCGCCACGGCAUCGUCGCAACCCUCGCGCUAGGGGACCUAGCCACACCACCCUUCCCCGCCUUCAAGCGAACAGCCUACCAGCGCUUCCUCCCAGCCCUAGGUGGCCCAAUCGCCCUCCUCCCCCUUCCAAAUAAACACGCAACCCUCGUCUGGUCAACCACCCCAUCCCACGCCGCCUACCUCAAGUCCCUGCCAACCCCCGCCUUCCUCGCAAUGGUCAACGCCGCCUUCCGCCUUGACAUGACAGACCUCUCCUACAUGAUGGGCAUGUCCGCCUCCGAAGCAACCCACCAAGAAGAACUCAUCUGGCGCACCCAGCACACGCCCCUCCCAGCCCAAAUCCCUCCCCCGGCAACAGCGGUCCAAGAAGGCACCGUUGCCUCGUUCCCGCUGCGUUUCCGUCACGCAGCGCAGUAUGUCUCCCCGCGCGUGGCGCUCGUCGGAGACGCAGCACACGUCAUCCACCCGCUCGCCGGACAGGGCCUUAACCUCGGCUUGGCGGACGUUGCCUCCCUCUCCAAGACUAUUCAGUAUGCUGUUUCGCAUGGGAUGGAUGUCGGCGAUUUACUUACUCUUGAGCGCUACUCGUGUGAGCGCUACUUGCCUAAUGCGAAGAUUGGCGCAACCUGUGAUCUGCUGCAUAAGAUGUAUACGGUUCCUGGGGAGGGGCCUGUGGCUUGGGCGAGGAGUCUUGGCCUAGGUGUUGUCGAUCGCUUGCCUUUUGUUAAGUCGUUCUUGAUGAAGAAUGCUGAGGGGUAUUGA
Messenger RNA from Penicillium soppii, 1518 nucleotides. RefSeq names its product putative ubiquinone biosynthesis monooxgenase (Coq6). The transcript is spliced from 2 exons. Bases 1 to 1518 code for a protein of 505 amino acids. Gene Ontology annotation, cellular component: mitochondrion. Gene Ontology annotation, biological process: ubiquinone biosynthetic process. The record is from RefSeq and is a predicted model, not a curated record. Lineage: Eukaryota; Fungi; Ascomycota; Eurotiomycetes; Eurotiales; Aspergillaceae. Gene Ontology annotation, molecular function: 2-octaprenyl-6-methoxyphenol hydroxylase activity; FAD binding; oxidoreductase activity, acting on paired donors, with incorporation or reduction of molecular oxygen, NAD(P)H as one donor, and incorporation of one atom of oxygen.